UGAUCGUUUCAAUAAUUUAUAUGAAGUUAUAUUAGAAUUAGUGUGUAAAAAUCCUAAAAUUAUUUUUGAUUCAAAAGAAUUUUUUGAAAUUGAAGAAGAUUGUUUAAUUCAUCUUUUAAAAUGUGAUAAUCUUAAACUAGAAGAAAUUGAAAUUUGGGAUUAUCUAAUCAAAUGGGGAAUUAAAAAUACUGAUUAUAUUCCAAAUGAAAAUUUAAUUAAAUGGACUCCAAUGGAUUUCAGUAAAUUAGAAAAAACUUUGCAUAAUUGUAUUCCUUACGUUCGAUUUUCCCAAAUGUCUUUUAAAGUAUUUAAUUUAGUUAGAAAACGGUAUAAACAUAUUCUAACUAAAGAUCUAGUUGAUGAUAUCCUACAAUAUUUUUCAGAUCCUAAUUCCAAACCUUUACUAAAAAAUUUACCAUUAAGAGUAACAGUAUAUCCUCUUGAUUCUAAAAUAAUUAAUGUUAAAGAUGUAGCAGUAAUAGCAAGCUGGAUUGAUAAGAAAAAAGGAAUUCCUUAUCAUUUAAAAGACAUACCUUUUAAAUUUGAACUUAUUUAUCGUGCUAGUCAUGAAGGAUUUAAUACUAAUAAAUUUCAUGAAUGUUGUGAUAAUAAGGGAUCAACUGUUGUUAUUAUUAAAGUUCGGAAAUCAGGGGAAAUAAUUGGUGGAUAUAAUUCGUUAGAUUGGCGUAGUGUUAAAUAUAAAGGUUCAUACUACAACCGGUUUUUUAUUGAUCAAAAAUGUAAAACGUCAAAUAGCUUUAUAUUUUCAUUAUUUUCAUCAACAAAUGGAGGUAUUCCCAUAUUAAGCCGUGUCACUUCUAAAAAAGAAGCAAUCAUCUGGCAUAAAAACAUGGGACCGUGCUUUGGUUUACAAGAUUUAUGGAUCAAUAGUAACUCAAUGUUCGGUAGUAGUAAACAAAAAUCUUACGAAAAGAAAAUUAUUAAUAAAACAACCUUUGAGAUAGAAGAAUAUGAAGUAUUUCAAAUUAUCGAUAAGAGAUUCUCACUCUUUAAAUUUAUUAAGAAAAUAUUUAAGAAAACUUUACAAUUUAUUUAUUCUCGCUUAGAAUUAUUGAUAUAUACCGUAUGUGAUUUUACUUGCACUAUUAUGUUUAGUCUCGUUGUUUUCUUACUUAUAAAGCAGUUAUACAUAACUUUAUUAGUUAAAAUUUUUAUUUUUUUUAUAAGCCUAAUAGGGUGCGUAUUAUUAUUUGGAAUAAUAUUUAUAUUAGUAGGAAUAUAUAAGGGUGAUAUUUUCCUAAUUCCUAAUAUGUUAAUAAUAGCGGGAUAAUAAAAUAAUAGAAUAUAUUAACUAAUUACGUUGUAAUUAUUAUUUCUAAAUCGUUGAACUAUUAAA
Molecule: messenger RNA, 1357 nt
Organism: Rhizophagus irregularis DAOM 181602=DAOM 197198
Lineage: Eukaryota; Fungi; Glomeromycota; Glomeromycetes; Glomerales; Glomeraceae
Source: RefSeq, a predicted model, not a curated record